AUGACUGCAGGCUUCCACGUCCACGUCCCCUUCAAGGCACUGACCAUCGCCGGCAGCGACAGCGGCGGAGGAGCAGGAAUCCAGGCUGAUCUCAAGACCUUCACUUCACUCGAGACCUUUGGUACUUCAGUCAUCACCUCGGUGACCUCACAGAACACCCUUGCUGUCGAUGGCAUCCAUGCGAUCCCCGCUGCCUUUGUCGCCCAACAGCUCGAGGCUGUCCUUUCCGACAUCGGCACCAACGCCAUCAAGACAGGCAUGCUGUGUAACGCCGAGAUCGUGUCGGCAGUCGCAAAGACUCUUCGCAAGUUCUAUCCAGACUCGGAAAAGAAUGUCCCCAACCUGGUCGUCGACCCCGUCAUGAUUGCCACCUCUGGCGCCGCACUCCUCGACUCGAACGCCAUCGAGACCCUGAUCAAGGACAUCCUGCCCCUCUGCCUCGUUCUCACCCCCAACGUCCCCGAGGCAGAGUUCAUCCUCGCCAACCACCAAAAGACAAACACCGCGAUCAAGAUCGACUCAUUGGAUCAGAUGAAACUCGCUGCUCAGGAGCUGGCUCGCUUGGGACCCUCGAUCAUUCUCUUGAAAGGCGGCCACUUACCUCUUUACAAGUCCAGUGGCAAGGCUGUCCCCCAUGAACUGUUUGACUCGAUCAGCGAUCUGUCGGUUGAGAUGGAGGAGCUCGAGUUGGUUGACUUGAUCUGGGAUUCUCGCACCGGCGUCUUUACAGAGCUCCGCAAGGACUUUUUGAGGACUAGCAGCACCCACGGCACAGGGUGUACUCUCAGCGCCGCCAUUGCCGCCUACCUUGCCCAUGGAUUCGAAGCUCACGAGGCCAUCACCAAGGCUACCGACUACAUCCAAUCAGCCAUUCGCGACGGACUCACUGUUGGAAAUGGCAAGGGCUGCUUGAACCAUUUCCACCACGUCGUCCCUCGCUCUAUCGAAAAGCCUACGCGUUACAACCCUCACCCAUUGACCAGCCACCUCCUCCAGGCAUGCAAGGACGACUGGGAGAAAUAUACCCAACAUGCCUUUGUUCAGGGUAUCGCCGACGGAACAUUGCCCAAGGAGAGUUUCAUCCACUACAUGAAGCAGGACUACUUGUUCUUACAGACUUAUGCGCGUGCACACGGAUUGGGAGCCUUCAAGGCCCGCACUAUGGCUGAGUCCAAGGCCUUUGCCGAAAUUGUCGUUCAUAUUGCUGAUGAAUCCAAGUUGCACGUCGACUACUGUGCAAAGUGGGGAAUUACUUACGAGGAGAUGGUGAACACACCUGAGAGCAUGGCCAACGUCGCCUACACCCGCUACGUCUUGGACAUUGGAAUGACGGGAGACCUUUUGGAGUUGGGCUUGGCGAUUGCACCCUGUCUGAUCGGAUACGGCCAGAUCGGCGAACGCCUCUACAGCGACCCCAACACGCUCAAGGGUGAUGCCAACCCAUACUGGGAGUGGAUCAAGAACUACAAGGACAGCGACUACCAGUCUGCUGUCACCCGUGGAAUUGCCAACUUGGAGCGCCAGUGCAACAUCCAACAGCCUUCGGCUCACCGCCUCAAGCAGCUGGAGGAAGUAUUCCGAACAGCAACUCGUCUCGAAGCGUCCUUCUGGGACAUGGCUCUGCACCAGCUGUAA
Linnemannia hyalina is the source of this 1635-nucleotide messenger RNA. The record is from the annotation of a GenBank genome assembly. NCBI's taxonomy places the organism in Eukaryota, Fungi, Mortierellomycota, Mortierellomycetes, Mortierellales, Mortierellaceae.